Messenger RNA from Salmo salar (Atlantic salmon), 731 nucleotides. The record is from RefSeq and is a predicted model, not a curated record. NCBI's taxonomy places the organism in Eukaryota, Metazoa, Chordata, Actinopteri, Salmoniformes, Salmonidae.
AACGUGACAACAAUGUGUCUGUUUCAGGCCAUCAUGCACCACGAGGGUCACAUGGACGAUGGGCUGACCCUGUCCCGCUCGCAGCACGAGGAGUCCCGCACCGCGCGGGUCAUACGCAGUACUGUCUUCCUGUUCAACCGAUUCAUCAGGGGUCUGGACACCCUCAGUAAAAAAGGAAAGACCUCGACACUCGACCUGCCGAUCGAGUCGGUCAGUUUGAGUCUGCAGGAUCUGAUUGGCUACUUCCAGCCUCCUGACGAGCACCUGGAGCACGAGGACAAACAGAACCGCCUCCGAGCCCUGAAGAACCGACAGAACCUCUUCCAGGAAGAGGGUAUGAUAAACCUGGUGUUGGAGUGUAUUGACCGUCUCCACGUGUACAGCAGCGCGGCUCAUUUUGCUGAGGUGGCUGGGAGGGAGGCCGGCGAGGCCUGGAGAUCCACACUAAACUCAUUAUAUGAGCUCCUGGCUGCGUUGAUAAGGGGCAACAGAAAGAAUUGUGCCCAAUUCUCCGGCUCGUUGGAUUGGUUGAUCAGCCGGCUGGAGAGACUGGAGGCCUCGUCUGGUAAGUGAUCUAUAAUCAAUAUAUCCUUUUUACCCUCCUGUAUGGCAUUAUCACAUAUCACUGUUGCAGCAGAAUAGACAAUCUGCAGUAGUAUCACUGUUACAGUAAAGCAAGAGAGAAUAGGGAGAGAGGGGGAGAGAGAGCGAGACGGGGGAGAGAGAGUGUG